AGCCGCUGCCCCGCUCGGCCAAUCACCGCCUUCCAUGUCCAUCUUCAUACGUCGGGAGCGUGGCUCGCUCCAAUUGGCUGAUAUAAACAGCAGUCCUCGUUGGAUUACAGAGAGAAUAAUUGUUCCACAGUUUUCUUUUUAACGACUUAUUAUAGCUACAGGUGACUCAUUUUUGAACGGAAAGUGACUGAUUAAAUGCGAUAUGUUGCGAACUAGAGGAAAUAGUUAUCGCGAGCGGUGCGAAGGUUGAACAUCCGGGAACCUUGCAACGUUUACCUUAGCAACCACUUUGACACUGUUGCUAUGACAACGGGAGCCCAGGCUGGUUUCUCUUCCGCGGUGUCCGGGGUCCCGGUUUCGCGCAGCAUUGGAAGGCGCUGGAUACCUUUGGAAGGCAUCACAUUUGAAAGGCACAGAGAUCACUACAAGAAGUACAAGAAGUCACUUCAGUGAGGUUGAGUGAAGGAGAUGGAGGGGCUUGGUGCCCUGAAUGAAGAUGAUGAAGAGGAGACCUGCCUCUGUUUCUCCCGUGAAGCGUCCGUUUGGACAUUCCUGUGUACUGUUCCUGACGAUCUCCAGCCAGAACGAAACUACCUGGAGAGAGAGCUCCUCCCUCAGCUUGACAGGAUAUGUCAGGCCGGAGGAGCCCGGUUCAAGCCUGUGAACCUACGGUGGAACAGGGGAGAAGCAGAGAACUGGUCUCCUCAUCACCCCCACCGCAAACUCGUCUCCUCACAACAGCUGAAGAUCAGCUUGGAUUACAUCAGUUGUUGUUCUGUUUUCAUGUGCCUGCUGGGCCAACGGUAUGGAGCUUUUCGGCCAGAGAGCUCUGCACCUUUGCCAGCUUCCAUAGAUAGUCUAGAUGGCCUGUCUGAAGUGGAGAAAAAUCUUUACGUUGCCAGCAAGCAUGGUUAUCCCUGGGUGCUCGAGGGCAGAAACCAAACCUGCAGUUUGACAGAGCUGGAGGUCACCCAGGCUGCUUCCCUCAAGGACUCCUCUGGGUGUUUUUUCUACUUCAGAGAUUACUCCUACGAUGAUGGGGCUUCCGAUGCCGAAAACGAGAGACUGCUGAGCGUCAUGUCCAGGCAGACAGCUUUCGAAGAGCAGAGGGUGAGGGAACUAAAGACCAAGAUCAUUAAUAAGUGUCUGCCUGUCAGGUUCUUCAGAAGUCUGCAAGAGCUGGGAGAGCAAGUGAUUGAAGACUGGAGAACAAUUAUCAAACAGUUUUGUUCUCUAGACACUGUUAAUACAUCUGUUGGCCUUCAGCACAGCCCCCCUCACGCACAUCACCAGGCCUUCGCACAGCACUGCUGUCGGAGCUUCGUUCCCUGGCUGCAGUCGGGCCGGGUCUCGGACUCACUCGACGCGUUUGCACUCUCUGCCACUACCGACGCCCAGACCCAGGAUAAUGUCCUUCCCAGGGGAACUGAUAAAGCUGAAAAUACAAGCUCAGGACAGCAGCUGACAGAAGAACCGGCCCAGAAAUCCAUCCUCCUGCUCUGUGGCUCCAGGGGGUGUGGCAAGUCAUCCAUGGUUGCCAGCUGGCUCCGGGAUUUCUGUCGGAAGAGUUCCGGAAUCCUGGUCGUACCCUAUUUCGUGGGAGCCAGUCCCGCCAGCGCUGAUGUCAGGAUCUUUCUCAGCCACUGCACCUCAGCUCUUCGCUGUGCAAGCUACGGUAGUGUACCGAGACACUGGGCUGAGGGUGCCUGGAGAGGGGGAUCUGAGGCCACGGCGGAGCCCCUGUCUUUCCCCCAGGCAGUCCAGGCCUUUGCUGCAGCGGCUGGACUGAGGCCCUGUGUCCUGGUUCUGGACGGGCUGGACGAACUGGAAGGGACCCUCGGGCUGUCGACUCAGGAGGUGAAAAAACUGCAAUGGCUUCCCGACCCCCUGCCUCCUCGGUGCAAACUGAUAUUCACCUCCAGCAGCGCGGACCUCUCCUGCAAGUACCUGAGCUCUCGCACAGAUGUGCACGUGCUGCACUGCCCCAGCCCAGCUGACCCCGCCGUGAGGGGAGCUAUCGUGCGGAAACACUUGGCGCUGCCUUGCAGACACAUCCUGGGGGCUCAGCUGGAAGGCCUGCUGGCAAAAAACCUGAGCUUCCUCCCGGUGUUUCUGUCUGCUGUGGGCGGCGAGCUGCGCACCUGCGGGGCACUGCAGGACGAGGAGCAGAAGCUGGAGGAGUACCUGGGGGUGUGGUCUGUCCAGGAGCUGUGGGCCCUGGUGAUAGAGCGCUGGGUCCAGGACUACAGCUGGGGUUGUGAGAGCACCACCCGUCGGGGCAGGAAGAGGGCAGCAGCCCCAGCUAGAGAUGCACAGGCAGGACCGCGGGGCUGGGUGUGGGCCGUGCUGUGUCUGCUGCGCCUGGCACGCUGCGGGCUGAGGGAGGAGGAGCUGCUGAGCCUGCUGCACACCCUGGGCUACCGCGGAGCCCGGAAGGUCCUGCCGCUUGACUGGGCCCUGUUCCGCUCAGCCUCCUGGCACUGGAUCCAGGAGGGCCCCAGCGGCCUGCUGAGCCUUACCCACCAGUCCCUGCACCAGGCGGUGGACCUCCAGCUGCUGGGAGCGGAGCCUGCCGGGCAGGAGUCUGGCUGCUGUGAUGGCAGCAGGAAGGCCUUCCACAGGGCUCUGGCCCAGUUCUUCCAGCAGCUGCAUGGCGCCCCCUGCAGGAGGGUGUUCCUGGAGGUGCCCUGGCACCUGGAGCGGGCCGAGUCCUGGGAGGAGCUGCGCGCCUUCCUGUGUGAUCCUGGGAUUGUUGACAUCCUGUCCAGAAGCUCGGCACAGUUUCUGCAGCUGAGGGCUGACCUGGUCAGGUACUGGGGACUGCUGGCAGGAAGAGGGUGUGAUCCCUUCCUGUCUCUCCUGAACCUGUGUGGCCUGAAACAUGCAUCUGAGGAGAGGAAGAGCACAGCUACAUUUAUAGUAGAUAAACCACUACCAGAGACCUGGGUUCAAGCAAGGCUGAUGGCUUUUUCUGCUGACAUUUUAAAUGACCUGGGAAAGACACCGGAAAGCGAGUUUUUACUGCUGGAGGCUGAAUCACGUCUUGUAGAGGCUGAUUUGAAAGACAGAAAAAGUAUGGGAGUGCUGCUGAGAGUGGAGCAGAGGCUUGCAGAGCUCUACAGCACAAUGGGUCAGCUAGAGAGGGCUGAGAUGUACUGUCACAAGGCUCUGAGCACUGCGGAGACCUGCCUGUCACACCACCCUGACAGCAGCGAUCACAUUGAAAGAGCAAGAGGCCUGGUGCUGUGCAGGCUGUGCCACCUGCUUGCUGGACGUGGGUCUCCUGAUGUCAGUGUCAUUCUGAGCGAGAUCAGUGCUCUCAGUCAUGCCAGCACCCACCCCUCCAGGGUGGCUACCGUGAAGCUCCUUCAGGGAAUGCACAGGCUUGCUCAGGGUGACCCCUCUGAGGCCCAGGCCUGCUACCAGGAAGCCCUGAGCAUCAGACAUCGCUGGUAUGGCCCUGAGCACCCCCAGGUGGCUGAGGCAGAAGAGCACCUGGCAGACCUGCUCUGUCAGGCCAGAGAGAUGGGCACGGGCAAAAGACACGUGGUGGAACUCUACCAACAUGUGAUCAAAGUUAAAGAAGAACAGAGGGUCUCUGCACUGUCUCCACACUUGGCACAGCCACUGGGAUGCAGCCUGGCGUUGACUCUUUGCCAAUUGGGAAAACUGCUGUUGACCAGCUCUGACCGGCAGGAGAGGAGAGAAGCCAUCCGACUCCUGCAGAGAGCCAGGGAUCUGCAGCUCAGCCUGCUGGGACCCGACGACCGGAUCACCAGGGACACUCUGCGGUUAUUAAAGAAAGAGACUCACGAUUCAGGCAUUACGCACAAUGUCAUAUUUCCCAGACAGACCAUACAAAGGUUGGAGCCCUAUCAUGCAGCACAGAGUCUUACACAGAAAUUCAAGCCACGGUCUCACAUAGCCUUGAGGGAGAGACCCCAAAACGUUUCCCAGUUUAGAUCAGCCUCAAGCAGCUGCAGGACAUUCAUGACAACACAUACUGAGAAAUGCCCUGUCUACAGGCCCUGGACAGCCUGCCAGACUUCGAUAUUUGGACCCUCUAGCAACAUCAAGAAUCUGAUUCUGUCUCUGAAACCGGACUCGAGGGACAGUUGCAGAGUUCUGCACAGGUCAGCAUGGUACCAUGAGCCCGGGAGAUACCCCACUCUUCAACAGCCAUUCCCUCCCAGGCUGCACCAGGCGAGAGGGCCGAGUGAGAGGCUCUUUCAGAAUCAUUUCAGACAUGCCAGAGAAAUACCGGGCGGAAAAGAACUUGAGAACAGUCACAAAUGAGAAGAGGAUGUUCUGCCUUCUGGUUCGUUUGGUACUCUGAAGCUAACUCAUCCAAGGAUCUCAACCAGCUGUUUCUUGACAGAAAGUAAGGUAUUGGCUUCAACAGUGUGGCUGUGCAGUUUGUUCCACCCUCCCACAAUCCUUUAUAAAUAAAAGGGUCUCCUGUUCUUGAUUAAAAAAAAAAUCUCCAUCUAUGAACUGGCUUCAUCACUCUGCU
Molecule: messenger RNA, 4513 nt
Organism: Lepisosteus oculatus (spotted gar)
Lineage: Eukaryota; Metazoa; Chordata; Actinopteri; Semionotiformes; Lepisosteidae
Product: tetratricopeptide repeat protein 41-like
Cellular component (GO): Cul4-RING E3 ubiquitin ligase complex
Molecular function (GO): protein binding
Source: RefSeq, a predicted model, not a curated record